AAAUAGUAGUGCAAAACGUCCAAGAUGUGCGCGUAACUGUGUGCGCAGAACAAUAAUAUUAUAAGUAACAUUUGGUCUUUAAAUAGAAUAAUUUUUACAAAACUAGAACGUAUAGUUCGUGCAAACACAAAGGCAUGAAAAUGCUUUUUUAGAAUUUUUCUACGUACAUGUUACACAACGUUUUCUUAGAAUAAAAGAUAACGUUACAGUUAAUGUAUACAAUUUGAAAAACGAACACGUCAUGCAUAUUUAUCAAUAAACUAGAUAAUGCAAGAUAUGUUUCUGGAUCAACCUAAUAUUUGUAAUUUGUUGUAUUAGAUUUUAAUGCUCUUCUUUUAAUCAACUGAUAAACAAGGCAAAAAGCACACAUCUGUCAAGGCAUUUUUUACCCGUGCCACAAUGUUUAUUGUGUGUAAUGGUUUGUUCAAUUCAUUGAUACUACCAACACAAGACUAUAGCAAUGGAGGUUGAUAAGGUUUUUAAAAUUUGAAGACAAAAAGUUUAUGAAAUGAAAAUAUAAAAAAUAUUUUGAAGAAAAGUAUGAAAAGUGAUAAAAAGAAUGUAAGGAAACCAGAGGGAAAGUGAAAAGAAAUUGAGCUAAAAUUAAGCUGUGAAUCUAUGUUACAUGAAUAACCUACCAUCCAAGCAUAUUUAAUCUUGACUACACAAUUUGUAUUUUAAUCUUCUUCGUCAUAUCAAAAAUGACAUUCAAAUAAAUAUGUGAUUUGAAAACAGCCUAAUUAUUGCAAUUUUAAAGAAUCAAACUAAUAUAAUGUAUCAAAUUAUAUUUCAUGAAAUAACAAGAAUCAAUAAAUAAUGUUUGAAACAUAUCGUUAUUAGAUUCAUAAGGUCAACUUAUUUAUGCAAAAUUUUUGCUUAUAUUUCGUCAGACUGCAUAUGUUUUUCACAAUUUAUUAAGCACCACUAUACAAAACUCAUUAAAUAUAUAAUACUAUCUAACAUGGACACAUCUUCAAUGUUAUUAUUGAAAAUAAGUACAAUGAUCGAAGUAAAAUCUUAUGAAAUACAAGCAUAUGUCAAGUACUACUAACAACUGCCAUAGGUUAACUUUUUUUAUCACGUGCAAACUUUUUUCAACACUAAGCUUUACCUGUUACGCGAUAAUCGUUUAUUAUGCUAAAAUAUUUCAUUGGAAUUUCGCUAACGUAAAAGUUCAGUUGAUGGGAAUAUCUAAUGCAACUAGUUCAUUUGUAGAGCCCACACAAUGUGACCGAUGUGGCUGCACAAAAAAGUGGACAAGAUAGCGCACAGAUAUAAUUUUUGCAAAGUAUCGGUUGACAAAAGGUUUAGAUUAAGAAUCAUUUUCCAUUGUGAACAGUGCUCUUAUGUAACAAUAUUUAGUAACAAGGCUUAUUUAAAUAAGUUGAUUUGUUUAAGCUAACGCUGCUUACUAGGAGUAGAUAUGCUUCAUCUUUGAAAAAUUAAAAAAUAUAUGAUAAUAUCUUCUGAAAAUAUGAUAACAAUAUUGAUAAUACAACAAUUUUUGUUUACGAACUGCACCAAACAUAACUUAUUUUUUGUUGCAAAAUAUUAUGAAUGAUAUCGUUUAUAUUUAAGAAAUGCUUUAUUAAAUGUAUUUCAAAUACAAUUGGACUUCCAGAUUACAUCAGUCAAAAUUUAAUUUUUUUUACAAAAAUAUUAAUUAUGUUAUUGAAGGUGAAGAAGCAAUUAAGCAAAAAAAAAAAAAUAAGAAAUCAUAAUUACUGCAUUUAUGAGAAAUGAACUGCCGCUUCUUGAGAGCAUUUGACGAAAAAGUCUUUUUGAACAUUUUAAUAGGUGUAAGUAUUUAAAGAUGCUUUAAGGAACUAUAAGUUUCGUGAAUUAGAUUCUAAUAAAAUAAUGUUGCAUGCAGUGUAAUAAGAAAAUUGUUAAAGAACAAAUAAGAAAUGUGCAUGGAGAAAAAGAAAAAUUUUCAUUUAAAAUAAGUUAACUGCAAGUGAUGUCUUAAUGAAUAAGAGAUAAAAAGUUGAAGUCAAUACUUUUGAAAUCUAUUCCACCGAAAAAUACGUUCAUUCCUAGUGCAAUGACUUAUAUCAAGUCUCCACGAACGAUGUCGGAACAUCUCCUCGGGCAAUCGGAUAGACCAUCUUCGAUGAUCCUGAGUUCUUUACAGACUAAAAAUGAUUCUGUACGUGACGGUGAUAAACAAUGCGAUAGUACGUCUGAUAUACCAAAACAAAGAUGGAGUAGUGUUAGAGUAAAAGGAGGUAGUACAAAAAGUCUUCUAAUUGAAAAUGGUGGAGCACAAGCACCGCUAAAAAGUGCAAUCAGAAAGGAGGUCUUAUCUCUUGGUGCUGAUGUUCUCCCAGAGUAUAAACUUCAAUCUCCACGAAUUCAUAAAUGGACUAUUUUGCAUUAUUCACCAUUUAAAGCUGUUUGGGACUGGAUCAUUCUGCUACUUGUGAUGUAUACAGCUAUCUUUACACCUUACGUUGCUGCUUUCUUACUUCCAGAACCUGAUCACCAUCGAAAGAAAACUGAUUCAGAUACAUAUACGGAUGAUCCUAUAGUCGUGAUAGAUCUCAUAGUUGAUGUAACAUUUAUCGUGGACAUCCUUAUUAAUUUCCGCACAACCUUUGUCAAUAGUAACGAGGAAGUAGUAUCUCAUCCAGGAAAAAUAGCUGUUCAUUAUUUAAAAGGUUGGUUUAUUAUCGAUCUUGUAGCGGCAAUACCAUUCGACCUAUUAUUAUUUGGCUCAAAUACGGAUGAGACGACUACUCUCAUUGGUUUGUUAAAGACUGCAAGACUUUUGCGUUUGGUUAGAGUCGCACGAAAAAUCGACAGAUAUAGCGAAUAUGGUGCUGCAGUACUUCUUUUGUUAAUGGCAACAUUUGCUUUAAUAGCUCACUGGAUGGCAUGUAUAUGGUACGCUAUUGGAAAUGCUGAAAGGCCAAAGCUAAAGAGUAAAGUGGGAUGGCUUGAUAUUCUAGCUAAUGAUACCCACCAGUUUUAUUUCAGUAACGAUACUGGUGGCCCUAGUAUCAAGAGCCGUUAUAUAACUGCAUUAUAUUUCACUUUUAGUAGCCUAACCUCAGUUGGUUUUGGUAAUGUUGCUCCAAAUACUGAUGCGGAAAAGAUAUUUACAAUCAUUGUAAUGCUUAUAGGAUCACUGAUGUAUGCAAGUAUUUUUGGUAAUGUAUCAGCAAUCAUUCAACGACUGUACAGCGGAACUGCGCGAUAUCAUACUCAAAUGUUACGAGUCCGAGAAUUUAUUAAAUUUCAUCAAAUUCCGAAUCCACUCCGUCAAAGAUUGGAAGAAUAUUUUCAACAUGCUUGGGCGUACACAAAUGGUAUUGAUAUGAAUAGUGUCCUGAAAGGUUUUCCUGAGUGUUUACAAGCGGAUAUUUGUCUUCAUUUGAAUCGCAAUUUACUAAGCAACUGUCGAGCAUUUGAAGGCGCCAGUCCUGGAUGUCUAAGAGCUUUAUCAUUGAAGUUCAAAACUACCCAUGCUCCUCCAGGAGAUACAUUAGUACACCGUGGAGAUGUACUUACCUCACUGUACUUUAUAUCACGAGGAAGCAUAGAAAUUCUCAAAGAUGAUAUUGUAAUGGCUAUUCUUAGCAAAGAUGAUAUUUUUGGAGAAAAUCCAUGUAUAUAUUCAACUAUCGGCAAAUCUUCAUGCAAUGUAUGUGCUUUGACUUAUUGCGAUUUGCACAAAAUCCAUCGCGAUGAUUUACUUGAUGUAUUGGCUCUAUACCCUGAAUUUGCUAGCCAUUUCAGUGAAAAUCUUGAAAUUACUUUUAAUAUGAGAGAUGAAGAACAAGAAGGUGUUGAUCCGUUGACAACAAGGCUUCCUGUUAGUACACCAACAAAGAUAGACUGUGACACUAAACGGUAUUCUUUCCGUCCACUGCGAUAUCAUCGAAGUUCUGUUGGAUUUCUUAGUUCAAAAUUUGGUCCAGUCUAUCAACAGGAUAUUCCACAAGAAGAAUUACAAGACGAAUAUGAAAGAGCAAGUUCACGUGGAAUUUUAGAAUUUAACACAGAAAAAGCUGGUCAAGACGUAACGCCACUAAAUUUAGACUUUGGCGAACCAAAACAGAGAAGUUCAACUAUUGACUCCAUAACAGGUGUGUUUACUCAUCUCAAACGAAGUUUUCCUGAUCUGCGGCAACAUAAAAUUCAUCAUCAACCAUUAACCAGCAAUGAUUGCCUUGCCAAACAAGGUAUGUACAAAUACGUCAUGCUCAUUCAAAUUGUUUUGUGUAUUAAAAAAACUUUCCCCGUGUGGUCAUUUUUCUUAACGUUGAUGUAUAUUUUUUUCUUGCUGCAGAAAAUAAUAGUUUUUUGAAAUAAAAUUAAAAAAAUUUUAAGAGAAAAAUUGUAGUAAUAGCCACAGUACGGAAGUCUUUUAUUUUUUCGUCUACGAAAAAUAUCACACGAUUUUUGACUGAUUAGGCUAAAAUGUAAAGAAUACUUCUGUUUCACACAAAAGAAUUCAUUUUUUGGUUCUCUAGUACCGUCAUUGUAAAAUGCAAGAAUAAUACUUUUUAUAAUUUUCAAUUUUUAUGCUGUAUGAUGGCUGCCGAAAGCAAGAGAGAGAGAGAGAGAGAGAGAGAGAGAGAGAGAGAGAGAGAGAGAGAGAGAGAGAGAAAACGAUACUUACAGAACUGUAUAACAUGGCAAACUCAACAGGAGGUGAACUCAAUUAGAAUUUUUCUGUGCUUACAUACUCAUGAUGUAUUUGUUCAAAUACCUUUGAUUUUGUAGAUACUAGAUGAAUGCGCUCCUAGCAAGUUUUUCAAAUGUUAUUUGAAAUUUUCGCGUCAGAGUGCGACAGUUACAUUCAAAAUCGCUUCGCAAUGCAAGACGUCAGCCACCGUAGCCGUAAGGUUGCGUGUGGCGAGCUAGUUUUAAUGAUAUGAUUUAUACAAUAUAUUCAUCAAUAGUGUAUCUAGAAGAGGAUUAAAUCGCCUACUUUUUCCUGAAAAAUUUUCAAGAUUUCAACUGUUUCUUUUAAUUGUUAUGAUGAAAAAGGUGUUUUUAAAACAAAAUUUAAUAUCUUUGAAAUCAAACUGUGAAACGUUCUGAAAAAAAUUAUGGUAAUACAAAACGAUGCUAUAUAUUUUCUGUAAUAAUUAUAGGCCAUUUUGGCUACUAGGUUUUGAGCUAAGAAUCCGAAACUAA
Molecule: messenger RNA, 5148 nt
Organism: Nasonia vitripennis (jewel wasp)
Lineage: Eukaryota; Metazoa; Arthropoda; Insecta; Hymenoptera; Pteromalidae
Gene: sei
Product: potassium voltage-gated channel subfamily H member 6
Exons: 12
Coding region: 2045-4312 (755 amino acids)
Biological process (GO): potassium ion transmembrane transport; membrane repolarization during action potential
Cellular component (GO): membrane
Molecular function (GO): inward rectifier potassium channel activity
Source: RefSeq, a predicted model, not a curated record